CUCACUCGCUCGCUCUCUCUCUCCUGUCACACUCGCGCUCUCUCCCCCCCUGCGCCAUGGAGACGGGUCCCGGUCCCCGCCGGAGGAGCGCUGCCGCCAAGGAACCUGCCGGAAUGGGGGCGCGGUUUCCGUAGAAACCCGCCGCUCGCUCGCUCGCCCGCCCGCUCGCUCGCUCUCUCUCUCUCCCUCGCCGCUGCGUCUCCGGGCUGGAGCCGGUAGCCUGCCACGGGUGCGACGGGGAAAAAGAAGAAGGAUCUCUCCAUCCUCUCCUCUCCUCUACGCUACCCCCUGCGCCUGCGGAAGGAUCCCUACCUCUCUCCUCCCUCCUCCCUCCUCCCCCUGCUCCUCCUCCUCCUCCGUCAGUCACCUUCAGCUUCAGUAGGAUUGCUGAGCGCUGUCGGGCAUGGCGCACGCUGCCUCCCAGAUCAAGAAGAACAAGGACUUUGACGUGAACGACGUCGAGGACGAGAAAGACAAGAAGAAGAAAAACAGGAAGAAGUCCCGCGAACAAAAGAAGAAGUCUGACAGCAACGCCAGCUACCUGCGGGCCGCCCGGGCGGGGAACUUGGAGAAGGCCCUCGACUACCUGAAGACGGGCGUCGACAUCAACAUCUGCAAUCAGAAUGGACUCAACGCGCUGCACCUCUCCUCCAAAGAGGGCCAUGUGGAGGUCGUGGCCGAGCUGCUCAAGCUCGGGGCCAACGUGGACGCCGCGACGAAGAAAGGAAACACGGCGCUGCAUAUAGCCUCGCUGGCCGGCCAGGCGGACGUGGUGAAGGAGCUGGUGAACCACGGGGCCAACGUCAACGCCCAGUCACAGAAUGGGUUCACUCCACUCUACAUGGCCGCCCAGGAGAACCACCUGGAUGUGGUGCAGUUUCUCCUGGAGAACAGCGCCAGCCAGAGCAUGGCCACAGAGGAUGGCUUCACCCCCCUGGCGGUGGCUCUGCAGCAGGGACAUGACCAGGUGGUGUCGCUGCUCCUGGAGAACGACACCAAGGGCAAGGUGCGCCUGCCGGCCCUGCACAUCGCCGCCCGCAAGGACGACACCAAGGCUGCGGCCCUGCUCCUGCAGAACGACCACAACGCGGACGUGGAGUCCAAGAUGAUGGUGAAUAGAACGACGGAGAGCGGCUUCACCCCCCUCCACAUCGCCGCUCACUAUGGCAACAUUAACGUGGCAACGCUGCUGCUGAACCGCGGUGCUGCGGUGGACUUCACAGCAAGGAAUGACAUCACCCCUCUCCACGUCGCGUCGAAGCGGGGGAACGGAAACAUGGUCAAGCUGCUGCUGGAACGGGGGGCGAAAAUAGACGCCAAAACCAAGGACGGGCUGACCCCCCUGCACUGUGGGGCCCGGAGCGGUCACGAGCAGGUGGUGGAGAUGCUGCUGGACAGGGGGGCCCCAAUUUUGUCCAAAACAAAGAACGGGCUGUCUCCUUUGCACAUGGCCACUCAGGGAGACCACCUCAACUGUGUGCAGCUGCUGCUGCAGAACGACGUGCCCGUGGACGACGUCACCAACGACUACCUGACGGCGCUGCACGUGGCCGCCCACUGCGGCCACUACAAGGUGGCCAAGGUCAUCGUGGACAAGAAGGCCAACCCCAAUGCCAAAGCGCUGAACGGUUUCACUCCGCUCCACAUCGCCUGCAAGAAGAACCGCAUCAAAGUGAUGGAGCUGCUGCUGAAGCACGGGGCGUCGAUCCAGGCCGUGACCGAGUCGGGACUCACGCCGAUCCACGUGGCCGCGUUCAUGGGCUACGAGAACAUCGUGACCCAGCUGACGCACCACGGAGCCUCGCCCAACGCCACCAACGUGAGGGGAGAGACUGCGCUCCACAUGGCAGCCCGGGCGGGGCAGGUGAAUGUGGUCAAACACCUGGUGAAGGCCGGGGCCAAAGUGGAGGUUAAGGCCAAGGACGACCAGACCCCGCUGCACAUCUCCAGCCGGCUGGGGAAGGCCGACAUCGUUCAGCACCUGCUGCAGCGCGGGGCGUCGGCCAACGCCUCCACCACCUCGGGGUACACGCCCCUGCACCUGGCCGCCCGCGAGGGCCACGAGGAGGUGGCGGCCCUGCUGCUGGAGCAGGGCGCCUCGCUGUCCGCCACCACCAAGAAAGGCUUCACCCCCCUGCAUGUGGCGGCUAAAUAUGGAAAGAUGGAAGUGGCCAAGCUCCUCCUUCAGAAGGGCGCCACCCCCGACGCGGCGGGAAAGAGUGGCCUAACUCCCCUGCACGUCGCAGCGCACUACGACAACCAGAAGGUGGCGCUCCUCCUGCUGGACCAGGGAGCCUCCCCCCACGCUGCUGCCAAGAACGGCUACACCCCGCUGCACAUCGCUGCCAAGAAGAGCCAGAUGGACAUUGGCACCACGCUGCUGGAGUACGGCGCAGACACGGGCGCUGGCACGCGCCAGGGCAUCCGCCCGCUGCACCUGGCCGCCCAGGAGGGCAGCGUGGACAUGGUGUCGCUGCUGCUCGCCAAGAGCGCCAACGUCAACCUGGGCAACAAGAGCGGGCUAACGCCACUGCACUUAGCAGCACAGACGGACAAAGUGAGCGUGGCUGAGGUGCUGACCAAUCAGGGGGCGGCUAUUGAACCCCAGACGAAGAUGGGAUACACUCCACUGCAUGUGGCCUGUCACUAUGGCAACGUGAAGAUGGUGAACUUCCUCUUGCAGAAUCGGGCUAAGGUCAAUGCAAAAACGAAGAAUGGGUACACGCCCCUGCACCAGGCGGCACAGCAAGGCCACACCCACAUCAUUAACAUAUUGCUGCAGCAUGGCGCCUCCCCCAAUGAGCUCACUGUGAACGGAAACACGGCCUUGUCCAUCGCCAGGAGGCUGGGCUACAUCUCGGUGGUGGACACCCUGAAGGUCGUUACCGAGGAGACGUCGACCGCCGCGGCUGUGAUGGAAAAGCAUAAAAUGAAUGUUCCGGAAACUAUGAAUGAGGUCCUUGACAUGUCAGAUGAUGAAGGUGAGGAUGCGGUGACCGGCGACACCGACAAGUACCUGCGGCCCCAGGACCUGAAGGAACUCGGCGACGACUCUCUUCCGCAGGAGGGCUAUAUGGGAUUCAGCCUCGGCGCGCGGUCUGCCAGCCCUAGGAUAAGUUCGGAUAGGUCCAACACGCUGAACCGCAGCUCCUUCACCCGCGACAGCAUGAUGAUCGAGGAGAUCCUGGCGCCCAAGGACACGCUUCAAAAUGUCUGUAAAGACAUCUCCUUCGUUGUCGAUCCUCAGAAUAAGCACCUGGCGGUGACGCGGGAGUGCAGCUCGGACACCCAGCGUCGGUACAGCUGGGCGGCUGACACCACGGACAACGCCCACCUGGUCUCCAGCCCCAUACACUCAGGCUUCUGGUCUCCUCUCCCUCUGUAUGACUCCAGGUUCCUGGUCAGCUUCAUGGUGGACGCCCGCGGCGGCUCCAUGCGCGGCAGCCGCCACAACGGCAUGCGCAUCAUCAUCCCGCCGCGGAAGUGCACCGCGCCCACGCGCGUCACCUGCCGCCUGGUGCGCCGCCACAAGCUGGCGUCCCCGCCCCCCAUGGUGGAGGGGGAGGGGCUGGCCAGCCGGCUGGUGGAGGUGGGCCCGGCCGGGGCCCAGUUCCUGGGCCCUGUGAUAGUGGAGAUCCCCCAUUUUGGCUCCAUGCGGGGGAAGGAACGUGAGUUGAUUGUCCUGAGAAGUGAUAAUGGGGAAACGUGGAAGGAGCACCAGUACGACUACAGGCCCGAGGAGCUCAGCCACCUGCUCAAUGGGAUGGACGAAGAGCUGGACAGCUUGGACGAGCUGGAGAAGAAACGCAUCUGUCGCAUCGUCACCAGGGAUUUCCCACAGUACUUUGCGGUGGUGUCCCGGAUAAAGCAGGAGAGCAACCACAUGGGUCCGGAGGGAGGGGUUCUGACGAGCGUGACGGUGCCCAUGGUCCGCGCCUCCUUCCCCGAGGGGGCCCUGACUAAAAGGAUCCGCGUCGGCCUGCAGGCUCAGCCCGUCCCGGACGAGCUGGUGAAGAAGCUGGUGGGGUCCAGAGCCACCUUCAGCCCCAUAGUGACCGUAGAGCCUCGCAGGCGGAAGUUCCACAAGCCCAUCACCAUGACGAUCCCGGUCCCGCCUCCGUCUGCGGAGGGAAUGUCCAAUGGGUACCGAGGGGACAGCGCCCCCUGCCUGCGGCUCCUCUGCAGCAUAACAGGUGGCACCUCACCUGCCCAAUGGGAGGACAUCACGGGGACCACGCCUCUAUCCUUCGUGACCGAAUGUGUCUCCUUCACCACCAACGUGUCUGCCAGGUUCUGGCUGGCGGACUGCCACCAGGUGCCGGAGACCGUGGGCCUGGCCGCUCAGCUGUACCGCGAGCUCAUCUGCGUCCCCUACAUGGCCAAGUUCGUGGUGUUCGCCAAGAUGAACGACCCGGUGGAGUCGCGGCUGCGCUGCUUCUGCAUGACGGACGACAAGGUGGACAAGACGCUGGAGCAGCAGGAGAACUUCGAGGAGGUGGCGCGGAGCAAGGACAUCGAGGUUCUGGAAGGAAAGCCCAUACACGUGGAUUGCUAUGGCAACGUUGCUCCGCUGAUCAAAACUGGACAGCAGCUAGUGUUCAAUUUUUAUGCAUUCAAAGAAAACCGGCUUCCAUUUUGCGUGAAGAUCAGGGACGUUAGUCAAGAACCCUGUGGCCGAUUGUCCUUUCUUAAAGAGCCAAAGACCACUAAAGGUCUUCCACAGACUGCCAUCUGCAAUCUGAACAUCACACUGCCAACUCUGAAGAAGGAAAUGGAGUCAGAUCCAGAUGAAGAGGCCGACAAACCCGAGCGACGUCACACCUUCGCCUCGCUAGCCUUGCGUAAGCGCUACAGCUACCUGGCCGAGCCCGCAUCGAAAACAGUUGACCGAAGCUCACCAAGAACACUGCCUGCUGGUUACGCUUACAAACCUGUCUUUUCCACGAGACCUUACCAGGCCUGGGCGGCUGCUCCUGUUACCGUCGCUGGGCAAGCAAAAUCUGGAUUUGGUUCCCUCUCCAGCUCGUCGUCCAAUACACCGUCCGCCUCUCCACUGAAGUCCGUGUGGUCCAUCACCUCGGCGUCUCCAAUCAAGUCCAACCUCGGAGCCUCCACCGCAUCCUCGGUCAAGUCAGUUAGCGAUAUGGCUUCUCCCAUCAGGUCAUUUAGAACUAUUUCCUCCCCGAUAAAGACUGUAGUUCAGCAGCAAGCCCAGUAUCCGGUUCAGGUCUCCUCUCCUCUGCUCUCUUCCCCGGGUAAAAGCGCGCCGGACCCCGUGUCUGUGAAGGGCCUGGCGGUGUCUCUGGUUUCACGGACGUCCCCUGUCAUGAACUCGGGGUCACUGCUGGAGCGGUCUUCGAUUGCCAUGACCCCACCCGCGUCUCCAAAGUCGACAGUAAACAUGUACAGUUUGCCAUAUAAGUCGGUCAUAGCCUCUGCGUCACCUGCGGCGUCUUCCCCGAUGAAAAGUGUGUCUGGGCUGUCCUCAAUCAGAUCCAGUGCAGAUGCUACUAGUGUAUCAAAAGGACUGCUGGUUUCAUCUCUCUCCUCACCACUAAAAUCCUCGUCCACCCCCUCUGCUGCCGCACUGAUCAAUGGAUCCGUUUCACCAGUCAAAUACCCUUCUUCGUCGAGCCCUCUGUUUUCUGGCGGGCUUAGCAGCUUACAGGAAAGGAUACAAGCCACGACUCACGCGGCCACGACGAGUAUCAGCGCUGCUAUGGACGAAGCCGAAAAAACCUUCAAUUCCUGCUCAGCGUCUGGUUACGGAACGCUGAAGUCCAUAUCUUCCUCGCCUUCCUCGUCCUACCAGUCGAUAAGAUCUUCCCCAUCAACCUCCAUUUACGCAUCCCUGAGGUCUCCUCCAGCUUCCUCGACCACCUCUGUGACGUCCGCCACCAUCACUGUCCCUGUGUACUCUGUUAUAAACGUCAUGCCAGAGCCCCAGUUUAAAAAACUUCCUGAAGUCACCAGAUCAGCCGCGGCACUUGUGUCUCCUCUGAAGACCAGGACUGUGGAACCCCAAACCCCGGCCCAGUCUUCCUUCUCUAAGACACUGUCCCCAGUAAAAUCCGCCCUCUUUGCCAGUCCUGCAGCCCUGAAAUCAACUGCCACAUCUUCGAUGUCAUCCAGUCAGGAGAUCUUGAAGGAUGUGGCAGAAAUGAAGGAAGACUUAAUACGGAUGUCUGCUCUCUUACAGACGGACACCAGUCCAACAGCUAAAAGCUCCAGGUCAGACUCUCCCAAAGAACAAAAAAUUGAAGAUGAAGAGCCCUAUAGAAUUGUAGAGAAAGUGAAGCAGGAUCUAGUUAAAGUGAGUGAGAUCCUGACAAAGGACGCAUUGAGAGAGAGCAAAGCCUCCCUUCAAAAUAAGAGAUCUGAGGACGACUGGGUUGAGUUUUCAAAAGAUGAGAUACAGGAAUCUCAGCAGAAUGGACGGAGGUGUCCUCUGGCCUACGACACAGAUGGCUUCCAAGUCAGGACAAAGUCCAUAACUGAUCGAGAUUUCAAUCUAGCCAGGGUAGUGGACUACUUGACAAAUGACAUUGGGGCCAACUCCCUUUCAAAAAUCUCUGACGUGAAGUGCAGAUACGAUGAAGUGAGGAGAGAGGGUGAGGAAAAGCAAAAACGCAUUCUCAAGCCCACCAUGGCCCUGCAGGAGCACAAGCUUAAAAUGCCCCCGUCAAACAUGCGCUCCUCUCCCUCUGAGAAAGAGCUGUGCAAGCUUGCCGAGGCUUUGUUUGGCACCGAUGCCGUGGUGGUGUCCCCGGAUGACAUAUCGCACGACCAAGAUAAGAGUCCUCUCUCUGACAGCGGGUUUGAAACCCGGAGCGAGAAGACCCCCUCGGCCCCUCAGAGCGCCGAGAGCACGGGGCCCAAGCCUCUGUUCCACGACGUCCCCAUCCCUCCCGUCAUCACGGAGACGCGCACCGAGGUCGUGCAUGUCAUAAGGAGCUACGAGCCCACCGAGGACAGCCAGGAGCCCGCGGCCGAAGAAUCGCGAGCGUCGAUGUCACCUGUGUGCGUUCAGGCCGAGCCGCAAUCUAACGGGCCCGUCAGGGACAAGGCCAAGAGUUAUCAGGUGAAAAUCAACUCGGAGGACGACGCUGCAGGCAAAGGCAUGUGUGUCAAAGAGGAAACGCACAUCACCACCACAACUCGAAUGGUCUUCCACAAGCCCCAAGUAAAAGAGUCUGCAUCCGAGAGGAUCGAGGAAACCAUGUCGGUUCAGGACAUAAUGAAAGCAUUUCAGUCAGGCAGGGAUCCCUCCAGAGAGCUAGCUGGGUUGUUUGAGCACAAAGGCGGAGAAAAUCACAAAGGAACUGAAUCAUCAGCCCAGCUUCUGGAAAAGGACGUCCAUUCAAAACCCAAAGUGGAGAGAAUAAUCGAGGUUCACAUUGAAAAAGGAAAUAAAACAGAACCAACUGAGGUAAUCAUACGAGAGACAAAAAAUCACCCAGAGAAAGAGAUGUAUAUGUACAUGGGGGAUCACAGGAUAAAGGAGUUACCAAAUAAAGCAGACAUGGAUGAUGAUGUGCAUCAGGAAAAGGAGGAGCUUAUUACAGAAGAAUCACCUCCCCCCUACAUAGAAUCAUCUAGAGUAAGUACCCCAGUGUCACAGGAGGAGGACAGUCGUCCAGGUUCGGCUCAGCUUAUCACCGAUGACUCAUAUAGAACCUUGAAGCUACUGAGCCAGCACUCUGUUGAAUAUCAUGAUGAUGAUCCAACAGAUCACAGAGGAGAGUCCUACAGAUUUGCUGAGAAAAUGCUUCUUUCUGAGAAAUUUGACAUGUCUCACUCAGACACAGAGGAGUCCGGGACCGACCGUGCUCAUGCCCGAAGCUCGGAGCUACAGGAUGCAGAGAGGCAUAGAAGUGAGAGGGCUUCAAGUAGUCCCAAAAAAGAGUUCCUCAUGAAGCCAUCAAGGGAGGCAUCAGGUAAAUUUAAUUCUAAUGCAGAUCAGCACAAAAUGACAGUGUUGCAUUACACAGCAGAACCUGGUAGCCCAAAGCACUCUGUGUGGAUGCGUGUUACUGAAGACAAAGUGGACAGGAACAGAGAAAAGCUCAUAUAUGAAGACAGGGUGGAUCGAACCGUGAAGGAGGCGGAGGAAAAGCUGAGUGAGGUUUCUCAGUUUUUUCGUGAUAAAACGGAGAAACUGAAUGACGAGCUGCAGUCUCCCGAGAAGAAGGCCUGCAAGGGAAGUGCCAGAGAGACUCGGUCAGGACCCAGCUCCACGUGCAGCAGCCCUGAGAGAAAGCAUCGGAUGAACGGAGGUGGUAAUGAGGAGUGGGGUAAAGACAGAAUGGGAAAGCUGUUCAGCAGUGAAAGAAAAUGUGCCAGUUUGCCGAGCAGUCCCGAGAGACGUGUUUUGCCCCAGUUUAAUAAUGAUGAUAGACCCAAACGUGCCGAUAGCGUAUCGCACAGCUCUGACAGCGAGGCUUCUCAACCUUUCCAGCUUAAGUCGUCCACAGUGAGCUCUGUAAGACUAAAAUUUGAAUCUGAAGCUAAAAAACAAGAGUGGGGACAAAAGUGUGGGCAAACAAAACCCCCGGUUAAAAAACUACAGGAAAGUAAACUUCCUGUGUAUCAGUUUCUUGCUGGAGAAAGGGCUCUUAAAUCUGCAGAAGCAACUGACAAAGGGCCAAACCAUAGAGACACUGUAGAUAUUGAAUGCAAGGCAAUUAUUGGACAAAGCACAGAUAACAAUAGGACCCAGAUCUCCUCAGUAACCCAGAAACAAUCAAACAGAUCACCAAAACACUGUCAGGCAACAAAUAGCCAGGAACCGGAUACAAGGAUCUACAAGACCUGGGACAGCCAUGGAAAUGGAAACAAGAAUCAGAAGGAUAAUCUGUCCCAUACCCUCAUUCAAGGAACAUUAAAGGAGGCCAACGGGAAUGACAUUGAAAAUGUGGUCACAAGGCAAGAGCAAGGACAACUUUUUAAAAAUGGGACAUUGAACAAGGAAAUGACAGCAAAUUCCCCAACAAAAAAAACUAUCUAUACAGAACUGGUUGUUCAGGAUAAUGCUGAGGGCCUUGACGCCUGCAACGGGACCCUAAAAAAAAAGACGGAUUCCCAAAUUCCUGUUAGGAUGCCAUCUAGUUUCAGAGAGAAUAGCCAGUUUAAAAAGUCAACACCAGACAGCUUAAUAAAACCCUCUGAUAGGACUGGGUCACAAAUUCCCUCCUUGUGUAAAAAUAGAUUAGAGAGUAGUGUUGAUACAAGCACAUCUAGGGCAGAUUUAUCCAUAAGCAAACCCAAUGUUUUGGAGCGUAGCCUAGUUAAAGAUACCAUAUCCGAUGACGUUGGUAACAGCACUCCAGUAGAGUACAUGGAAAAAGCAGCAACCACAGUCAAAGCUGAAAGCUCUAGUGAUAUUAAAACACUGCCAGUUUAUGUCAGUAUACAAGUAGGCAAGCAGUAUGAGAAAGAAACUGCUGGUGUGCAGCAGGGAACUUACAAAAAGAUUGUCAGCCAGGAGAGCCGAACAGUGCACGAGACUCGGGGAAUGUUUUAUACUGUAAAACAGAAGCAACCGCCAUCUCCCCAAGGCAGCCCUGAAGACGACACUCUGGAGCAGGUCUCUUUUAUGGACAGCUCUGGGAAAAGUCCCCUAACCCCUGAGACUCCUAGUUCCGAGGAAGUUAGUUAUGACCUCACCUCCAGAACGCCAGAUUCUCUAUUUGGCUUCAUGUUAGGCAAAGCCAGUCCUAUUGCAGAAGUUUCUGAGGAAUUAGAGGAAGAGGAAGAAGACAAAGCCCCUUUUUUCCUCAAGGAUUCUCCAACAGGCAAGAUAAAACCUUCCCAAUCUGAGACCACAAAUGCAAACAAGGAUAUGGGGAAGAAAACUAAGGAAAAACGAGUUGCAUAUAUUGAAUUUCCUCCACCACCUCCAUUGGACCCAGAGCCAUCAGAGACUGAAAAAAAGGGUUCCUGUGCAUCAUCUGAGACGGAGACUGAAAUGAUGGAGGUCAACCUGCAGGAGGAGCAUGACAAACACCUUCUAUCUGAACCCAUCAUCAGAGUUCAGCCUCCAUCCCCUCUGCCCACUGUGAUGGGAGAUAGCGACUCCAGUGAUGAUGAGUCUAUAUUUCAACCCAUUCCCUUAAAAAAGUAUACCUUUAAGAUUUCAGAGGACGAUGAGAUGCGCUCCAAGCCUAAAAGGCAAGAAAAGAAUGGUAACCACAAUGAACAGGAAACAACGGGCAGUGAAGCCAAAGGAGAGGAUUUUGAGUUUGAGCAAAACGGAAACGAUCAGUCCGUUACCGACUGCUCAAUUGCAACUACUGCAGAGUUUUCUCAUGACACUGAUGCAACAGAAAUAGAUUCCCUUGAUGGGUAUGACCUUCAGGAUGAGGAUGAUGGUCUGAGUGAGCAGGACUCAAAACCAACAAGCCUACCCAAAGACAGUAGAAAAGAUAUGAAGGACAACCUUUCAAAGGCAUCGGAUCGCUCCUUUAGGCUUGAAGUCAUCGAGGAAGAGAAGGGUGGAAGUGAAGAAGGGGGAAAUGGAGAAGAAAAAGACUCAUCUGACAACAAGUCAGGAGAUGAAAACAAAGAAAUCUACUCUUUGGAAGGACGACAUCCGGACAGACAAGGAUUUGCAGAAAGCUACUUUAAUUACCAAUUAGAGGAGGAGUUUGACACAACUUUUAAAACUAGUGCAACCAAAGGCUUGGACUUUGAUCCUUGGCCCAGCAAAGGCGGAGAAGGUGACGUUUUUGAUUCUAGAAUUAAAGACGAAGAACCCAAGCCCUUCGGGUUGACUGUAGAGGACAGGUCACAAGCAACUACUCCAGACACUACCCCUGCCAGAACCCCAACAGAUGAGAGUACUCCAACUAGCGAGCCCAACCCUUUCCCCUUUCACGAAGGGAAGAUGUUUGAGAUGACUCGCGGUGGUGCAAUUGACAUGAGCAAGCGGGAUUUUGUUGAAGAGACACUUCAGUUUUUUCAGAUUGGUGAGCAUACGUCUGAAGGGAGGUCAGGGGUGAAAGGGAAAGGGGUCAGGAGUCCAGGUGGAGCUACCUCACAGGCAGGGGACAAUGCGCUAGAGAUAACGGAAAAUGCUCCCACUGACACUACGACCACAGUCAAGUGCAAUCUCAUUCAAACCAGCACUGACUGUCUGAACACGUCAUCUGGUGACAUAAUCAUAGCGGAGACAUCCUCAUGCACAAUAACAGCCUCCAAAGUUGAUUCUAAAUUGCGCACCCCUAUUAAAAUGGGGAUUGCAGCUUCCAUCACCAUAAAAAAAGAAGCUGGUUCAGUUGAAUUAACUGAGUGUAAAGCAGACUCGUUAGACAGUCCAAAUCCAGAACACUCAGGCUCUGAAACGCACACAGGCAGACUUGCAGCGUCCAAGUCAUCCGAGAGAAGAGAUUUCCCGACAGAGAAUCGCAAUAACAACAACAAUCUCGAGUCCUCAAACGUGCAGGCCAAUUACAUUCAGUGCGGCAGUGUAGUGUUCAAUUUGCAGUGCUCGUCAGAGCCCACUCUCCAGCAGGUCAGUAGGAUCGAGGCUUCCUUCUGCAGGGACCCUGAGAGCACGAGAGGAGAGGGUGAGCCAAGGGGGAGGAGAAGGACUAGCGAGUCCAAGGAAACUGAAGUUAGGCCCCCAAAGUCGAGGCUUCCGGUCAAAGCCCCUGGCUCAGCAAGCUCAAAAGCACUGAGUUCUACAGCACAGGGGAAGCAGAAGCCGAGACACGCAGUUAAACCCGAGGUCAGGAAAAAGGUAGACAGCAGCCCAACGGCCGUCGAACCCAGGUCUAGAAUUCCAGUAAAAGAGGUUAAGAGGAGUAACGUUAGUUCCCCCGUUUCAGUGCAGAUUGUGUCCAGGUCGGUGAGAACGGAGAAAGACCGAGCUAAGCAGGUGCCCCCCAGGUUGCCCGAUAAAGACAGGCCCAGUUUCGGCAGUGGCUCGGCGUGCGAGGCAGGCAGGGAGGUGUGCAAACGCUCCAUCGAGUACUUUAAGGGCCUUAGCGGGGAGACCCUAAAGCUGGUGGACCGCCUCUCUGACGAAGAGAAAAAGAUGCAGUCAGACAGCAUUUCCGAUGAAGACAGCACGUCAAGAAGCACCUCACUGUCGGAGGCCUCUCAGCCUUCCCUUACGUCGCGGUCCGCUAGGGGGCGGAGGGGCGACGCCGCGCCCGCGAGGGCGAAGGCUGAGCUGGCCGCCGGUGAGAGGCGGCGGAAUAGGCGGACUGGUGGGCAUGGAGGCAGUCAGGCUCCCCCCGUGGAGAUCAAGCCUAGCCCAGAGAGUCCUUGUGAGAGGACUGACUUGCGGAUGGCCAUAGUCGCUGACCAUCUGGGCCUGAGCUGGACUGAGCUGGCCAGGGAGAUGAAUUUCUCGGUUGAUGAAAUAAACCACAUCCGCCUGGAGAACCCAAACUCACUGACGGCACAGAGCUUCAUGCUGCUGAAGAAGUGGGUGAAAAGAGACGGCAAAGACGCCACAACGGACGCCCUAUCCGCCGUGCUGACGAAGGCGAACCGCAUGGACAUCGUGACGCUGCUGGAAGGCCCAAUAUUUGACUACGGUAACAUUUCAGGCACCAGAAGUUUUGCGGAUGAUAACUCUGCUUUCCUGGAUCAAGCAGACGGUUUCGACAAGCUGCAAAUGGAACUGUGCUCCCCCACAGAGCUGGGCCCGGACUCCCCCGGGCUGCUCUGGACAGACGAUGUCUUUAGUGAGGAGGAGGAGGAGGAGGGUAGGCUAGAGGCCUCUGCUGAAGCCCCCUGCAGGCCAUGCAGGCUGGCCCUGAUUGAGCAGCCCCAGGGCCCGGCCCCUGGCCCCUCUUCCCCAGAGGGCCCCAGGGUGGGCAGCAGGCAGCAGGGCUGUGUGGAAGAGGAGCCGAGCGUUACCCACACGGCCAGCGCCUCCUCAGAGCACCGCGGCUCCACCAGGGAGCGGGUGAGAGAGAGCGGGGCGUCAGUGGAGCGCCGGGGAGCGGGAGAGGAGCGGCAGCAGGAAGGGGGCGCCACCGAGUCCCCGCUGACAGCCUGGGCUCUGGCCCUGCGGGGCGGCAGCGAGUCUGCCUCUGAUGAGGAAGAGGAGGAGGAGGAGGAGGAGGAGGCUCGGGAGCGGUUGAACUCCCUGCGGGGGGAGAGCUCGGAGGGGGAGGAGAGGGAGGAGGCUGUGCUGAGUCACGCAGAACUGGCAGAAAGAGACCUGUCUUCAAUUCCAGGCUGGGGCGACGAGGUGCCCAACGUUACCAUGGAGACGCAACCCCAGGGCCGCGGUCUGAGCGCCGAGCCGAACAGCCAGCAGGAGCACAGCCAGGAGACGUCCAGCGAAUCCACCACGGUGUCCUCCAAGGCCAGAGCAGGCCGGCCCAAACAGAACGGGGAUCACACGCACCCCCCGUCCCAGGCCGGGACGUCCCGCACACCCCCGCAGCCCAGCGCGGCGAAGGGCCAGGACGAGCAGGCGGGGCCGGGGCGGGGCGAGGACGCCGUCCCGUCAGAGCACAGACCUCAGCAGCGUAAAGGUAGUAACUCCAGCUCAGAUGAAGAACGGACUGUCACCAGGGUGUUUCGCCGACGGGUGAUUCUUAAGGGAGAGGAGGCCAGAAACGCCCCCGGAGACUCCGUCACCGAGGAGCAGUUCGUCGACGAGGACGGCAACCUCGUCACGCGAAAAGUCAUCCGGAAAGUGAUCCGCCGCGGGGGCGCCUCCUCGGACGACAGGGACAGAAACGGCGGGAAAAGGGCGGCGGACUCCGGACCGAGGCGGGCGGCGGAGGAGGGCGACCUCGCCCAGGGCCCGGGGCCUCACAAGGCCAAGGCCGAGCAUGGAGAGGGAUCCCAUCAGAAGAAGAGGGAGGGGAGGAACGGGGACAAGAAGAUCCACUCAUAACAGUUACUGUGCUUCCCCUGCUUCCAAGGGCGAGAUGGCAGGAGACAGGACAUCGCCCAGCUGAGGUGGCAGUCUGCAGCUUCCACAUUAACGCAUGGUGUUUUAUUUCCCGCAAGAAGACUUUAUGAUUUAGCAUGAGCAUGAAUACUCGCGUUCGUCAGUGACAAGGAGAAUUACAACUAACGGCCAUGACAUGCCAUGGUGUCAAGAGGAGCAAUUUCUUUUCCAGCUGUGGAUCAUCAACGAAAAAAAAACACACAAAGACUCAAGAACAACGGAGACAGAGAAUACCUUUCUUGUGACCAAAGACGGCACAACGGCUCGUUUGAACGGGGAAGACAGUAAAACUCCUGAAUCACCAUCUGUACUCGCCUUACAUUUCUCUUGGACCCAUAAUGUCAGGGUGCAAAAUGCUGUUUCUUUUUAACGAAGUGAUGAGUGAUUCUGCUGUAUAUAAAACACAUUGUAUAAAUUCUAAAAUACGUACGUAGCUUAUGAAUAUUAAGGCACUGUGGAGUGCAUCGAACUUAAACAACGUUAUUGAAACUGUUCCACUUUUACAGAAAUCGAGUAUAACCUCACGUGUCCUUGUAUAAUUAUUAGCAGGUUAAACAUUUGUAAAUGAAAAAAGCUAGCUUGAUUUUAACAGAGCAAGUUUCUUUAAAAUCUACUUUCAAUAAUUCUCAAAAGGGGGGAUAUCUAGUUCUGUGAAAGCGUUCGAUCAGAGCACUAAUAUUUUGAAGCAUGCGAUUCACCAUAUUUUAAUUACAGAUUUUGUAAGUUUGCAAGACAUUGUAUUAAAAACAAGGAAUAAAAACCCUUCCCCUGUGUUACCACACACAGCCCUGGUAAUUGCAACACUUGACAGUUAUUUUAAGACGCUGUCUUUAAAAUAUCUUCCUUAAAGGGGGAACAGAGUGGCUAUGCUUCAUUAUUUUCUGAUGGUCCACCGCUUGCUGAUGCUGAGCUGAAGGGCAGCUUCUGCAAACACAGACUGGAAGAGAGCAAGAAAAGCAAUCUGAAUGUAUAAGCUAGAAGACUGGUGCGCUGUACAAUUAUAACUGUAUCCUGUAUCGGCCAUAAGAUGUAGAGGUACCUGUAAGCCAAUCAUUUGUAAUUUAUCUAGCGGUGUAUUAAAGGGCAUUUUAUUUGGGUUUUGGUGAAACUUUUUUUUUCUUUAGUUGAAUCUGUUCGUUCGAGAACAACCAAACGCAUUCAUUGAUAGUCCUAAUGACAUAUGUACGUAUGAGAAAUCAACAAACACUGGAUGAUCAAAAUGAUUAUUUAAGCAUAAAAUAAAUUGUGUUUAAACUCAGAUUGUGUGUUCUUUUUAGACUUGAUCUUUAUACGCAGUGUCUAGCACUAUUUUGAUAGCCUGUUAAUAGUUCACAAAACUGUGGUUCAGUGCAUUAGAUUUCUCCUCAGUACUUAAUUUUUAAAGAGAAUGAUCAAACAGUAAUGUUAGAGCAGAUUAAGUGCACUGAUGUUGCGGUAGAAAUAAAGAUGUGGAUUACUUCAUUUAUUGAGUAAGUGAAGUUCCUGUAGGAUGCUGUGUUCCAUCCUCUAAACAUGUAAAGCAGUGACUGAAGGAAUCUUUAGAAUGGUGAAACCAUGUAAUUUAACGGUUUUGUUGAAUCUGUGUUAUUCAAGCGAAUAAUAUAUGAUGUACAAUUCUUACAGAGUGGAGCCAUUUCAGUGAGAAAAGUAUAGCACCCGAGUCAUUGGAAGGUAUUUGCUACAUUUUCUGAAAAAAAAAAAAAGCUAGUGGCUUGCUUAAAUUGAAUAAAAUAUUAAACAGCA
This is a messenger RNA of Anguilla anguilla (European eel), 15664 nucleotides long. RefSeq names its product ankyrin-3-like. Gene Ontology annotation, molecular function: protein binding. The coding region runs from base 404 to 13864 and encodes 4486 amino acids. Gene Ontology annotation, cellular component: T-tubule. NCBI's taxonomy places the organism in Eukaryota, Metazoa, Chordata, Actinopteri, Anguilliformes, Anguillidae. Gene Ontology annotation, biological process: signal transduction; regulation of cardiac muscle contraction; protein localization to T-tubule. The transcript has 50 exons. The record is from RefSeq and is a predicted model, not a curated record.